GACUUUUGAGGGUGUAACACAGGGUGCAACUGUGAAAACAAACUGUAGUUGAAUAUACUGUAACAUACAGACUGUGUGUGUAUAACUAUGUGGUAAACUUAUUAUUAUUAUGAAAUAAUUUAAACACGACUCGAAGCAGGUAGAUGUAAAUAGGUGUUAGCAUUAGCUAGCUAGCUGAGGGCGCACAGCCUGUGAAAACUCCCCAGGAAAGAUAAACGUUUCUCACCUUGGCUUUUGCUCUCAGUCCCACUGAGUGUCCAAAGCUCAGAGCAGAGGCAGCAGCUUUGCGAAGCUGGUCAGAAAAUACCAGGAAAACAAACUAACCGUAACCCUAACGCACUGGAUUCAAGUGUUUCUUGGUUUAAAGCUCGUCUGUAGCCAGAGGGGGGGAAGAUGAGCGGCCAUAAAUUCCUGUUCUCCGGGUUGAGGUGGUGGAUUUCAGGAAGAAGUAGAUGGAUGAGUAAACUUCAUGAUGGCCUGAGAGAACAGAGGAUCGCUUCUCUUCACUCGUGCAGCCCAAAAGUGUGUAUUGUUGGAGGCGGUCCGGCAGGUUUCUACACGGCACAACACCUGAUCAAGGCGCGUCAGGAUGUCGAGGUGGACAUUUAUGAGCGGCUGCCCGUCCCCUUCGGCCUGGUCAGGUUCGGGGUGGCCCCUGAUCAUCCUGAAGUCAAGAACGUCAUCAACACUUUCACACAGACAGCCAAACAUACACGCUGCAGUUUCUAUGGUAAUGUGAAUGUGGGGAAGGAUGUGAGCGUUGAGGAGCUGCAGCGAGCCUACCAUGCAGUCGUACUGAGUUACGGGGCAGAGGGAAACAGGAGUAUUGGAGUGCCAGGAGAAGAACUGACCGGCGUGUACUCUGCCAAAGACUUUGUGGGCUGGUACAACGGGCUGCCAAGCUGUCGAGAGUUGAGUCCAGACCUGAGUUGUGAAACAGCGGUUAUCCUGGGACAAGGCAACGUGGCCUUGGAUGUUGCAAGAGUCCUGCUGUCUCCCCUUGACAUUUUAAAGAAGACUGACAUCACCCAGCCGGCUCUGGAGGCUCUGACAGGGAGCCAGGUCCGCAGGGUGCUGAUCGUGGGCAGGAGAGGACCCAUGCAGGUCGCUUGCACAAUCAAGGAGCUCAGAGAAAUGGUGAACCUGCCGGACACCAGACCUGAGAUGGUGGUGUCUGAUUUUGAAGGCGUCACAGAGGCUCUUAAAGAUUUGCCGAGGCCCAGGAAGCGUCUGACGGAGCUGUUGUUGAAGACAGCCCUGGAGACCCCAGGAGAGAAGGAGCAGGAGAGACGAAACAAGGCCUCCCGCACGUGGGGAUUUCGAUUCUUCCGGAGCCCAGUCGAAGUCCUGGCUGACCCCGAGCGCAGCAGAACAGCUGGCGUCCGACUGGCGGUCAACAAGCUGGAGGGCUCAGGUGAGCGAGCUCGUGCGGUGCUCACAGGUGAGGUGGAGGACGUGACCUGCGGCCUGGUCAUCAGCAGCAUCGGCUACAAGAGCCUCCCCAUCGAUCCAUCAGUGCCGUUUGACUCCAGCAAAGCCAUCGUCCCCAACACCAUGGGCCGCGUUCAACAAGCGUCAGGUUUAUAUUGCAGUGGGUGGCUGAAAACUGGGCCCACUGGAGUAAUAGCCACCACUAUGAAUAACAGUUUUGACACUGCACGGUCGCUGCUGGAGGACAUGGACUCGGGAACAGUGGAUGUGUCUGCUGCCAAGUCUGGUUCCCAUAUCAUCAGCAGUCUGCUGGAAGAGAGAGGAGUGAAACCAGUGACUUUCUCUGACUGGGAGAAGAUCGACAACGUGGAGAUGAGGAGGGGUGAAGCCAUAGGAAAACCCCGGGAAAAACUACUGACUGUGGAGGAAAUGCUCCGGGUGGCUCGAACAGUGACUGAAGACAAGAAGCAGUUUUUAGGUAAACAAAGCAGCUGCUGUCAACGGGGACCUCGAUGACUGACCACAGCACAGAAACUAGUUGGUACUACAGUUGAAUUCCUUGUCUUUCAGUGUUUACCUUCAGUCUAAAGCACUGAAAGACCAAGCUGAGGUUUCCUGUUGCAUUAACAUCAGGAAGCUCUAAUCUCUAUUCUCUUCACAUGUCAAAAUAUGUUUUUGCACUAAUCAUAUUUAGCAUCAUGAAUAUUAUUUUUUAUAAAAAUAAAAUGUGAUUUAUAUCCUUGUA
Messenger RNA from Lates calcarifer (barramundi perch), 2176 nucleotides. RefSeq names its product ferredoxin reductase (gene fdxr). The transcript has 12 exons. Gene Ontology annotation, cellular component: mitochondrion. NCBI's taxonomy places the organism in Eukaryota, Metazoa, Chordata, Actinopteri, Centropomidae. The record is from RefSeq and is a predicted model, not a curated record. Gene Ontology annotation, biological process: ubiquinone biosynthetic process. Bases 394 to 1947 code for a protein of 517 amino acids.